UGCCACCCCAGGGUGGGAAUGCUAAGACAGACAGCCGGUUUAUUUUUGGUUCAGUGACAGUGUGUCAAUGGCCGCAGAUGCGUCGCAAAGGAAGGCUCUGAGAUAUCAGCAGACCGUGCUAUAUGGAGAGUACAGGGAGCACCCUGGUGGGUCCCAGAGGAGAGAGGCCACUCGCCUUCUGAUGGAGAGACAGCGGAAAAAACAUGGACAUGGACAUCACUACCAUGGACAGCACCAUUACAGUCACCAUGGGCGCAGUCACAAUCGAAGACGCCAUCACAGACGCAAGCAUGUGGAGCUGGACAUAGGCAGCAUUCAUGACCGGCAGGAGGAGGAGGAGCAGGGCCACACGUCGUCCUUCAAGAAACGCAGAUCCUACUCCAAGUGCAGAGACUGUGUGGCUCGAGUACAGAAGUUCCUCGUCUCGAAAUUGGGGGAAGACUGGAUCUUUCUGGUGUUGUUGGGUAUUACCAUGGCAUUAGUUAGCUGGACCAUGGACUAUGCUAGUGCCAAGAGUCUACAAGCCUAUAAGUGGUUUUAUGGGGAGUUGAGGGGAAAUAUCCCGCUGCAGUACCUGGUCUGGGUCUUCUAUCCCAUGGUGCUCAUCCUGUUUGCCUCCCUCUUCUGCCACCUGGUCGCUCCUCAGGCCAUUGGCUCUGGUAUUCCAGAGCUGAAAACCAUACUCCGAGGUGUUGUGCUGAAGGAGUAUCUGACGCUCAAGGCAUUUAUUGCGAAGGUGGUGGGACUCACUGCUGGCCUGGGCAGCGGUAUGCCGGUUGGCAAAGAGGGUCCCUUUGUUCACAUAGCCAGUAUCUGUGCCGCUGUGCUAAGCAGGUUUAUGUCUUUCUUCUCUGGAGUUUAUCAGAGCCCAUACUGUUAUACAGACAUCCUCACAGUGGGCUGUGCUGUGGGGGUUGGAUGCUGUUUUGGAACCCCUCUCGGAGGUGUUUUAUUCAGCAUUGAAGUUACAUCAACCUAUUUUGCUGUGAGAAACUACUGGAGGGGCUACUUUGCUGCCACUUUCAGUGCUUUUAUUUUUAGAGUGCUGUCUGUGUUUAAUAAGGAUGCAGUUACCAUCACUGCUCUCUUCCGCACCAACUUCCGUAUGGAUUUUCCUUUCGACCUGCAGGAGCUCCCGGCGUUCGCCAUUAUUGGGAUCUCUUGUGGGUUCCUGGGAGCUUUCUUCGUUUACCUGAACCGCCAAGUUGUCCUGUUCAUGAGAAGACCGAACAUUCUCACAAGAUUCCUUACAAAACACCGGCUGAUUUUCCCUGCUGUUGUGACCUUAGUGGUUACGACACUGACAUUCCCUCCUGGCUUUGGGCAGUUCAUGGCUGGAGAGCUGAUGCCCAGGGAGUGCAUCAACUCUCUGUUUGAUAACUUCACCUGGACUAAAAUAUGGGGUUCCUCCCUUCCUCCUGGUCUCGGUCGCUCUGCUGUGUGGUUUCACCCUGAUGUCAGCAUCUUUGUCAUUCUUAUUCUCUUCUUUAUCAUGAAGUUCUGGAUGUCUGCAGUUUCCACCACAAUGCCCAUCCCGUCUGGAGCUUUCAUGCCUGUCUUUGUAUUGGGUGCCGCAUUUGGUCGCUUAGUGGGUGAGAUCAUGGCUACUCUCUUUCCUCACGGUAUCCUGUUUGAUGGAAUACUGUACCGCAUCAUCCCUGGAGGGUACGCUGUCAUUGUUCUCCAUCUUUCCUUCCUGGUACUCUAUUGUUUUAUCCCUGUUCCUGAAGGUGCAGCGGCGCUGACGGGGGCCGUCACUCACACCGUUUCCACCGCGGUGAUCUGCUUCGAGCUGACCGGUCAGAUCUCUCACAUCCUUCCCAUGAUGGUCGCCGUCAUCCUGGCCAACAUGGUAGCGCAGGGUCUGCAGCCAUCACUGUACGACUCCAUCAUCCAGGUCAAGAAGCUGCCCUAUCUCCCAGAGCUGGGCUUCGGCCACAUAAGCCAGUAUAAUAUCUUCGUGGAGGACAUCAUGGUGAGGAAAGUGAAGUUUUUAUGUUCCCAUUCUACAUACAGAGAAGUACUGCAUUUGCUGGACUCGACCUCUUUAAAAACCUUCCCACUGGUCGACUCCAAAGAAUCUAUGAUUCUAUUGGGCAGCAUUGAGCGGUCUGAGCUUCUCGCCCUCUGUGAUUGGUGGCUGUCAGCAGAGAGGCGGAUCCUAACACAAGGACAAGUGCCUUGUGCCAAAAUCAGCUGGGAAUCCUUUGCCUUUGUUGAUGAGGAAGAAGAGGAGAAUGAAGAUGAUAAGACGAUACCAGUUCAGGAGGAAAGAAACGGUCCUGUGCCUCCACCCAAACCUUCAGAACCAUCCACCAAUCACACGUCUCCCGAUAAGGGUCCUUCUCCAUCUUUCAGGAGAAUUUUACGUAACUUCUUUUCAUCCUCUUCAGAACGACACACAGAAGGUCAGCCACAGGAGCCUUACCCUCCACCUUUAACUGAUACAAUGACACCAGAACAGAUCAAAGUCUGGGAGGAGACAGAGAUGGACAAACCUCUAGAUAUCGAUCAAAUCAGAAUAGACCCCUCCCCCUUCCAGCUGGUUGAGAGAACAUCACUGCAUAAGACUCAUACCCUGUUCUCUCUGCUGGGCCUCAGUCAUGCCUAUGUAACCAAUACUGGAAAACUAGUGGGAGUGGUAGCACUGAAAGAGCUUCAAAAAGCCAUUGAGGGCUCCACACGCAGUGGUGUACGCUUGCGCCCCCCUCUUGCCAGUUUCCGUGACACAAAUCGUAAAGCCUCGAAGCCUCCUCAGGCCUCCUCCCCUCCAUCCUCCCCUGGCUCCACCACAGCUCCCUCCUCGCCUCUGUCUGCACCCGUGGUCCCUCACGUCCAUUCCCUGAGCCCAGCGGCCCCAGUGCAAAAAGAGGAGGAGGAGAUGGAGGUGUGGAUUGAGGGCGUGAAGCACGAGGUGAUCGUGGGGAACAGCAGAAGCAUGAUGACUGGAAGCAGUAGUGGCAGCAGUAGCGGGACAGGAAGUAGUGACAGUGAGACAGGAAGUCCCGACAGCAGCCCAGCCCUACCGCCCUCCUCUCCUCCACCACCCAUCCCUCUCUCCACCCUGCAGCCCGUCCCGGAGAACAAGGAGGGUGUAGAAAAUGAGGAUGAGGAGCCCCUUUAGAACAAGUAAAGUUUGUUUUUCUUUUAUUUAAGGUGUGAACAGUGUACUUUUGUUCACUUUUAUUUUUAUAUAACAAUUUCAUGUUUUUUUAUUCAUGUGCUGCAUUUCAAAGGUUUCAAACUGUCUGUUAUUUUCCUGAGUCACACUUAGUUUGUUCUCCUGCUCUCUUUUCUGCUUCCUUUUCCUCUAUUCUCUGACUCUUUUUUUCCCCCUAUACAUUUCUGUAAAUAAUUUUAUUUUCCUUUUUUUAAUUUCUUCCUCUUUUUCUUUUUUCCACUUAAGGGGAAAAUUUUAUUUCCAGAUUGUUUUAGAGAAAGAAGAAGAAAAAUAAGUAAAAGAGUUUUCUUCUUAUUUCUCCUCUUCCUCUAGAAUUUUCUGUACAUUUUAUUUUCGUCUUUCUUGUUUUUCCUCUCACUUUUCUACUCACACUUGCGCUGUUCAUUUCUCUUUCCUCUAAAUGUUUCUGUAAAUAAAUGUCAUCUCUUCCACUACCACUUGCUCUUCCUCCUUUUUUCCUUUUCCUCUAAAAAAAUAAAUAAAUCGGUAAAUAAAUAUAAACUGCCCCAUGGGAUUAUGUUCAGAUUGGUGCUCUUUUUUUUACUCCCCAAUAACACUUCUAAUAUUUCUUGACAUUCAGUAGUUUAAUGUUACACUGCUGUCAAAAAACAUAAAUGGGGAAUCUUCAAACAUUUACUGAUUAUAUUUUAAUAUAUAUAUAUAUGUGUGUUUUAUUGGAGCACUAAAACAUUAACAUUUUCAUUACUGACAAAAGUGAUCAUGUUGAACCAGGUCUACAAGCGCCAGAUUUCAGACCUCAUGAAAACACUUAAAGUCUUCAUACACCCGGAUCAUUUCAUAUGUGUUAACAUGUGUGUCAUAUGUGUUAACACUUUUAUGUUAUAAAAUAUACAAAAUCAAUUUCCAACAAAGAAUAUUUGCACUGCAUUGUUAGUAGUUGUCAAAAAUAUCUUUAUAACAAAACAUGGCCAGCAGGUGGCACUUUGAGGACCUUUGAGAAUCUGAACUUUCUUUUCACCUAGAACAAAUUUUCCUUGUGCCCUUAUCCAGUUCAGGGUGUGCGCACUGUCCUUUCGUAAUGAAACCCUUUAUAUCCUGCCUUCAUCUAUCCAUAAUUUUCUGAAAUCUAUCUCAGGUGUCUCUCAUGUCUUUAAACCAAGGACUGUCUGCUGUUUAUGAACAAUCUAUGUUAGUUGAUAUGAUCUGCUGUCUUCUUUUAAAUGUCACAGUUAUUUUAAUGUGAUUUUAUAUCUGUUCAGUCGGUGAGCAAUAACUUUAUUGGCCUCCAUUUUUGUUUGUUUGUUUUUGUCAUAUUUAUUAAUUUAUUUAUUCUCUUUCCUUCUUGGUGUGAUGAGAUAUCGACAGAAAAAUGUUUGAUUCUUAAUGUAGCUUUGAAACAUUGAUUGGUUUUGUCUCAUAUCUUCCAAGAAUGAUUAACAAUUCAAUAAACUGAUACGUCUGAAUUAAAAAA
This is a messenger RNA of Carassius carassius (crucian carp), 4613 nucleotides long. Its product is annotated as chloride channel protein 1-like. Bases 68 to 3124 code for a protein of 1018 amino acids. The transcript is spliced from 23 exons. Lineage: Eukaryota; Metazoa; Chordata; Actinopteri; Cypriniformes; Cyprinidae. Gene Ontology annotation, molecular function: voltage-gated chloride channel activity. The record is from RefSeq and is a predicted model, not a curated record. Gene Ontology annotation, cellular component: membrane. Gene Ontology annotation, biological process: chloride transport; transmembrane transport.